AUGACAACUCCGCCUUUCAUGCCCCCACCAUUUCUAGAUAUUGUGAUUGCAAUAAUAUUUAGAGCAGGGGGAGAAGGUAGAAUAAGAGAUGUGGUGAUGGAAGGAGGAGACACCACCGAAAGUAGAAGGGGAUUUAACAAGGAUAGAGCUUGGGAAGAAGCAGCGGGAGGUGGUGGAAAAACUGAGGUAGGUGAUGCUGGGACUGCAAUUGGCCGAGGAGGAGAGAGUCAAAGAGCUGGAGAAGGAGGUGUUGUGCGAAAAGAAGGGGAAGGUGAUGGUUGUGGGGGAGGAAGGGGUGAUAAGUUUACAGAUGGAGGAGGGGCAGUAGGGAGUGGCGAUGGUGACACAGAUGGAAGGGGAGGAAGGGACGGAGAAGGUAAGGAAGGGAAAGUGGGCGGUGUUGAUAAUGGUAGUGGUGAUGAUUGGGGUUGGGGAGGAGGGGAAAGGCACGAUUCUGGCUGA
Coffea eugenioides is the source of this 462-nucleotide messenger RNA. RefSeq names its product glycine-rich cell wall structural protein 1.0-like. Lineage: Eukaryota; Viridiplantae; Streptophyta; Magnoliopsida; Gentianales; Rubiaceae. Bases 1 to 462 code for a protein of 153 amino acids. The record is from RefSeq and is a predicted model, not a curated record. The transcript has 4 exons.